Messenger RNA from Cydia fagiglandana, 6234 nucleotides. RefSeq lists its product as uncharacterized. Gene Ontology annotation, molecular function: protein binding. NCBI's taxonomy places the organism in Eukaryota, Metazoa, Arthropoda, Insecta, Lepidoptera, Tortricidae. The coding region runs from base 175 to 5136 and encodes 1653 amino acids. The transcript is spliced from 34 exons. The record is from RefSeq and is a predicted model, not a curated record.
GGCGGGACGGCGCGAAUCGAUUAUUCGCCGCCUAGCGCUCGGCCCGCGAGGACGAGCGUUUAAUUUUAGAUUUUCCCCCCGAAACGAUCGCAACGCCGGGAGAUGAGUGCUCCAAAAUCCUUAGUUAUUUGUGAUAAAUGUGUUUAGUGAAGUGCGGAGUGAGAUAACGGCGGGAUGGGGAACUCCUGCAGCUCAGGGCAGGCGCAUAAGGACAAGGACAGCCAGUCCCAGCAUUCUGAAGAGUACAAGUUGAAAUCAUCAACCGGGAAUGAAAGGUCGCCGUCCUACCGCGCGCGAGCGAAAGAGAGGGAAGACCAGCCCGCGCCGACGCAGUUACUCGAGCCUGCGCCCGCGCACCGGCCGCAGCUGAAGGGACCGCGCCCGGUCGGCUCUAGUGUGUCCGACUCCAUCUCCCUAUCCUCUCCAGUGACGUGCGCCUCCCCCCGCGAUGCCGAAGGCCCCCCCAUGCCGAGCGGCGUGGCGUCUCUGCCUGAAGACCAUAGAGCUCAGCUACUGGGCAGGCCGCAGCAGAGGACGAGGCGGAAGAAGGCCAUGCUCAUAUAUGUGUGUGCGGCAGAUUCACAAGGUUACGAUGCCGAAGGCCCCCCCAUGCCGAGCGGCGUGGCGUCUCUGCCUGAAGACCAUAGGGCUCAGCUACUGGGCAGGCCGCAGCAGAGGACGAGGCGGAAGAAGGCCAUGCUCAUAUAUGUGUAUGCGGCAGAUUCACAAGGUUACGAUGCCGAAGGCCCCCCCAUGCCGAGCAGUGUGGCCUCGCUGCCUGAAGACCAUAGGGCACAGCUACUGGGCAGGCCGCAGCAGAGGACGAGGCGGAAGAAGGCCAUGCUCAUAUAUGUGUGUGCGGCGGAUUCACAAGACUGCUGCGCGGAGAAAGGUGCGCUGCAAUGCGGCGCCGCAGCCCGCCUGCGGGUGCGCGCGCGCCGACGCGGCUGGAGGAUCCACGUGGCGGACCUACACUGGCGGUCACCGCUGGAACAACAGAGGGACCAUCGCUUCCCCGUGCUGUGUAUAGCUGAACUUGCACGUCAGUCAGAGCUCGGGGCAGUAGUCCCAGUGUUGUUCCUCAACUCUGGUCUGGGGACGCCGCUCCUGCCCCACACGCUGGAGUGCGCCGACUUCAAGGCGGCGUUGGACGCCGCUCAGGACGAGGCCGACAAGACGCUGCUCAACAAAUGCUGUGGACCGGGUACGCCCCUCCUGUCCCACACGCUGGAGUGCGCAGACUUCAAGGCGGCGUUGGACGCCGCUCAGGACGAGGCCGACAAAACGCUGCUCAACAAAUGCUGUGGACCGGGUACGCCCCUCCUGUCCCACACGCUGGAGUGCGCAAACUUCAAGGCGGCGUUGGACGCCGCUCAGGACGAGGCCGACAAAACGCUGCUCAACAAAUGCUGUGGACCGGGUACGCCGCUCCUUCCCCACACGCUGGAUUGCGCCGACUUCAAGGCAGCGUUGGACGCCGCUCAGGACGAGGCCGACAAGACGCUGCUCAACAAAUGGUACAGCCUAGACGAGAGCAGGACGCCGCCAUGCUACCGUCUCGUUCGCGGCGCGCCGGCGCGCUGGCGACGCGAGAUGGCGAAGGCGCUCAACGUGUUGGUCCGAACUCUGCCUCAAGAGGCGUGCGACGCGUACCUCACAACUGUAGUAGAACAGGAAGUCCAGCACACGGUCCUGAUGAGCGUGGAGGCGGCGCGGCGCUGCGUGUGGGUGUGCCGCGCGGGCGCCGCCGCCGCCGCCGAGCCCGACGCGCCCGACGCCGCGCACCACCAGGAGCUCACGAGACGACUGCACAAUCUGCAGAAGGACUUGAAGCUUCAUCUAAGCGAGCGCAACAUAAUCAGAGCGUCGGUCCGCGGGCGCUCCGCCCCCGGCGGUGAGGACGAAUACACUGAGGGCGUCCGUUCAGCCCUAGGCGAGCGACUCGACGCGUUGCUCGACACGCUUAUAAGCGAGAGCGAGGCGCCUGCUGGCUGUAAUGGAAUACCUACAAGCUUGUUCGACGAGUUGAGCGAACACCUCACAUUCUGCCAAAAGUCGGCUCAAAGUACCUCCAACCGGGAGAUCACCCUUAAUGAACUUAAGACAUACGUGACCGGCGACAGUCAAGUCCCACUGGCAUUGAUAGGGGGCGCUGGCUGCGGGAAGGCCACUUUAGUCGCCCGAGCGGCGACACUGGCACCUACUUGGCAAGAGGACCUCGCUGUUAUUAUCAGAUUCGUGGGGCUGACCCCGCAGUCGAGUAGCUCGCAUCAGCUGCUCAAAUCCAUCGUGGACCAGUGUCACGUCCUGCACGCUGGGACGCCAUAUCGCGGCAGGAAUGACGUAGCAUCACUGUCAGCGGCGUUACCAAAACUUCUCGGCGCACUGGGGCGCGCCCGACCGGCGUUACUGCUGGUCGUCGGCGCGGACGCGCUGCGAGGCGCGCGCUGGCUGCCUUCACGGUUGCCAGGCAACGUUAAAAUGAUCGUUACAGUCACUGAAGAAACCGACGAGCCCUCAAGCUCGGCAAUAAUGGCGGUGUUAUCCUCCGAGGACGGGCCUAAAGUAGUCCGCGCGCCGCCGGUCGGCGCCGACGAGGCGCGCGCCGUGCUCGCGGCGUGCGCGGCCGCCUACAGCAAGACGGGUGCGGCUUCACCGCCCGACGCGGCGGUGAAGGCUGUGCAGAAGUGCACCAUACCGCUUUACGCUAAGGGUUGUUACCUGCUGUGUGUAACUGCGUACAGCAAGAUGGGAGCGGCUUCACCGCCCGAUGCGGCGGUGAAGGCUGUUCAGAAGUGCACCAUACCGUUUUACGCUAAGGGUUGUUACCUGCUGUGUGUAACUGCGUACAGCAAGAUGGGAGCGGCUUCACCGCCCGAUGCGGCGGUGAAGGCUGUGCAGAAGUGCACCAUACCGCUUUACGCUAAGGGUUGUUACCUGCUGUGUGUAACUGCGUACAGCAAGAUGGGAGCGGCUUCACCGCCCGAUGCGGCGGUGAAGGCUGUGCAGAAGUGCACCAUACCGCUUUACGCUAAGAUCCUAGCCUGGCAAAUCUCCCUAUCAGCGGAAACCUUCACCGAGCAAUCGGAGCCAGAAACAGCACCAGAACUGGUGAUCUGCGAGGACCUGGAGGGCCAACUGACGCAGAUCCUGAUCACCACGGAGGCGGCGCUGGGCGCUGAACGGGUUAAGACGUGUCUGGCGCUGCUGACGGCCGCGAGGAGGGGGUUGGAUGAUACAGAGAUAUUGGACAUGUUGGCUCAUGAUGAGCUGUUUAGAAGUGAAGAGACAUACUUACCUUGGGCGCCCGCGUCGCUAUUCUGGCCGCAGCUGGCAGCGCUGCUGUCGCCCUGGCUGCGCUGGGACGCGCGCGGCGCGGCGCGGUGGCGCGACGCCGCGCUCGCCGGCGCCGCGCGCGACCGCUACCUGCAGGACUGCGAGGACCAAGUGCGGAAGACUCUGGUGGACUAUUACGAGGGCGUCUGGUACACGGAAAACGACCCAAAGAUGGCCGGCCGGCUUAUAUCGCAAGAAAACAAAUUCUCAGACGAAUGCUACAACACCCGGAAACUGGACGAGCUACCGUUCCAACACUACCACUUAUCCAAGAACGACCCAGAAUCAUUCGCCACGAGACCAUAUUUCACCGAACUCAGCUGGGUUCACGACAAGCUCGCGGCCACCGACUGCGGGCAUUUUCUGGAAGACAUCGCUCUAGUGCACUUAGACCCCCUGCCUGAACACAUUGAGAUACUUAAAGAGGUUUUCGAGCACCAUUCCUACGCCCUAGAUUACGAUCAUAGACAAUUCUACGGUCUCCUCCGAACCACCAUGGAGAAACGCCAACGGGAGGGCACAGAGAUCAAAACCAAAAUAGUCCACACAUGGGUCGAAGAAAUCUGGGAGCCGCCCAUACCUACCUUCUUCCCUGCCAAUGAGGAAUUCUGGAAGAUCGUAGAGACGAAGGAGAAGAGAGAUUUGACUAUGGUCGCUGGGUUUGAUAGUAAGACGUACGAUUUGAUUGUGAGGUUCGACACAAGAGGGAAGUUUGUGGCGACAGUGUCGACGGAACGGGAGGAGAUAUGCGUUUGGGAUGUCGCGCUAUGUAAACUAGUUCGAAAGAUCACCGGUGUCACCCAGCCAAUAAACCUGGUGCCCAUCGACGAGUACCGCUGCGUGGUGCUAUGUAAACGAGAGCUGAAGGUUUAUGACCUCAAUCAGGGUAAAUUCGUGGUAUCCCUAAAAGGCGUGAUGAACCAGAAGAUGCCUUACUACGGCCUCCACGACUCCAAGCACCUCGUCGCCCUAUCUCGCAACAGGAUGUACGUCAACCUGAUGAACAUCGAGACUGGGGACUGUGUCACCACUUUCAAGGCUGGCGAGGACAGGUUCCUGAAUUCGCUGCUUGUAUCCGGCGAUGGAAGGGUGCUGGUAUGCGGAGACGAGACGCAAAAGCCGUUCCCACUACUCGUUUGGUCACUGACGUCACGGAAACUUCUCUACGACUUACGUAUACCGCACCAUGACUUUGUCACGUCGAAGGCUGCUAUCACGUAUGAAGGUUCAUACGUGUGCGUGGUCUCUCGUGAACUAGACGAGCCGAGCCCCAACUUCAUCGUGGUCUACGAUCUCCAGUCAGGCACACUCUUCAAGAAGUGGAAGCCUGGAUGUGACACGGUAGCCCUGGCUAUCAGCUCGGCUGACGGCUGCGUGGUGUCAGGGUUGGCUGAUACUAGGAUACUGGUGUGGGAUCUGGUCACAGGGAACUGCCGCCUUACACUCCGCGGGCACGGCGCGGCGCCGGCCCGGCUCCGGCUGGCGCGCGCCGGCGGCGUGCUGCUGUCGGCGGACGACGCGUGCCGGGACCUGUCUGUGCGUCUCUGGGACUUGCAUACAGGAAAGCUAAUAGCAGUAUACACACCGCCCGAACGUAUCACCUCCUGCGAGGUGCUGCUAGGGGGCUCCGUACUGGCGCUGGCGCUAGAAAACUACAAGGAGGUCCUUUGUGUCAAGCUCUGCGGACCGCCCGUGGAUUCAGUCACGCAGGGCCGCGACGCAGAGUACGACGACCGGCCGUACGGCGAUCCGGCGCUAGAGGGCCGUACGUUCGACGUCCGGGGCGCGGAGAGCUGCUGAUAGGACCGUGUCCGUAUCCGUGUCGCCUUCGGCCAUUUCAGGACUUGUCUCUACACCUGCAAUGCGAUUCUAAAUCCUUUUUUUUAUGCAUUUCGAAUCUCAAAUUAGGCCAAUAAUGAAACAGUAGCUAAUAUUUAAAUGUGAACAUAUAAGCUAAUUUAGGAAGCUAUAAUAAAAUAAACCAUAAAAAAUUAAGGUGUCAUUUCCAACGACAGCUGCAUUACUGUUCAUUUUACUAUGGAAUUUGACAAUGACAGCGACGCGUUCAGUACCGGUAGUGCAGCUGCGGUUAGAAAUGGAAUGUUACCAUUAUUCGGCGCACAAUGGUUCAUAAAUGAGGCAUUAUCUAUGAAAAGGGACGUUAUUGUCGAUGGCGCUUCGCCGCAUAGCGUCGCGCGGCAUUGUUAUUAUAUCGAAGCUCGAGAUCGUUAAUAAUGGCGUAAGCGCCUUCGAUAAGGUCCCUUUUCAUAGAUAACGUUAUAAAUUACCCUAAUAUUCUGUAAAAAGGUUCCCAACGUAAUCGAUAUGGUCUAAAAUGAAUGCAAAAAGAAAUACAUAUUUAAAGUUGCCAACAAAUAAAAAGAAAAGCAUAGCACGGUGUAGGCUGAGUCCUUAAGUAUACAUUUGUAACAUCUAAGCACUUUUAAACUUAUAUGAAAAUGUUACCCUAGUAAAAAACCUUAACCUUAAAGUGUGACGUAAUAAUUUCGUAUGGAAGUAUUACUACUGACCAAAAAAGGGUAAAUAAAGAACCAAUAUUAUAUGUAAUGUAAUAUAGGUACGGUCGUGUAAUAUAUAUCUGAGCGGCCAAGUUUCUCACUAAUAUCUGAACACGACGCCUCUAUUGUCACGGCGUUUUAAAUAUUUUUGAGCACCCCGGCCGCUCCGAUAUAUCUGAUGGCGGCUGUACAUAGAUUGUUUCUUUAUUUAAGCCUAAGAAUUGAUGAAUUUGCUUAAUAUUUAAAUAAAACAAAUUAAUAAUAAAGACAUGCCGAGUUGGGCUCAAAUAAUAUUUUAACGGUUGCAAAUGUAGGUAUUUGAUUAAGGCUCAUUGGUGACGAGAUGCCAUUUCUGGGGAAAUUGUCUAUGGUUACAAAA